Molecule: messenger RNA, 1913 nt
Organism: Epinephelus fuscoguttatus (brown-marbled grouper)
Lineage: Eukaryota; Metazoa; Chordata; Actinopteri; Perciformes; Serranidae
Product: leukocyte elastase inhibitor-like
Exons: 10
Coding region: 129-1433 (434 amino acids)
Biological process (GO): negative regulation of endopeptidase activity
Molecular function (GO): serine-type endopeptidase inhibitor activity
Source: RefSeq, a predicted model, not a curated record
CUGCAGCCUGACUUGCACUUGGGUGUGUCAAUGUAAAAUAACAGAGAUGUCUCAAAAAGAACAUAUCCUCCUGUAACUGAAUCAUUCCAGAUCACUUGCUCCCUCGAAGAAGAGUCACUGUCAACAAAAUGGAGACAACAGCCCCAUCCAAGAUAACCAAGGCCAACACCACCUUCCUUCUGGCUUUAUUCAAAAAGCUGAGCAAUGAAGACAAGACCGGGAAUAUCUUCUUCUCCCCGUUCAGCAUCUCUUCAGCCCUGGCUAUGGUGAUGAUGGGGGCCGGGGGCAACACGGCCACACAGAUGUCCAAGGUCCUCUGCUUCACUGAGGAACAGCAACCGGCGUCGGAGGAGGCACAGCCAACAGAUGGGCGGUCUGCGAUACAGUCGCAGAUGCAGGUGCGGAUGCAGAUGACGAUGCAGUUGAAGCAGUGCAGCAAACUGCCAAACUAUCUGCGCAAGCACCUGAAACCCCAGGAUGAUGAAGAAAAUGUCCACAGCAGUUUUGCCAAGCUGCUGACUGCCGUCAACAAGCCAGAUGACGCCUAUGCUCUCAGCACUGCUAACAGGCUGUAUGGGGAGAAGACCUUUGAGUUUAAAGAGGAGUUCUUAGCAGAAACCCAAAAACACUACCAAGCCGAGCUGGAGCCUGUGGACUUUAUAAAAGAGUAUGAGGCAGCCAGGGUCCACAUCAAUGAGUGGGUUGAGGAGCAGACAAAAGGUAAAAUCAAGGACUUGCUGGUAGAGGGCGUGUUGGACGACAAGACCAAGCUGGUACUGGUCAAUGCCAUCUACUUCAAAGGCUUCUGGAACCAAAAGUUCAACAAGGAUGAGACUGUUGAUGCUCAGUUUAGAAUUAACAAGAGUGACACUAAGCCAGUGAAGAUGAUGAGCCAGAAAAGUGAAUUCCUUUUCACCAUGGUUCCUGAUCUCAGUUUCAAGAUCCUAGAGAUGCGCUAUAAAGGAGAAGAGCUCAGCAUGUUCAUCUUCCUGCCCAAUGACAUAGAGGACGACACAACAGGCUUGGAGAAGCUGGAGGCGCAACUGACCUAUGAGAAAUUUGUGGAGUGGACUCGUUCAGACCUGAUGCGUAAAACUGAUGUUAAAGUGGGUCUGCCUCGAUUCAAGCUGGAGGAGACCUACGACAUGAAAAAUGUCCUGGUCAGCAUGGGCAUGGUGGACGCAUUUGAUGUCGGAAAGAGUGACUUUUGUGGCCUUUCCACAGCCACCAACCUGGUACUGUCAAAAGUCGUUCACAAGAGUUUCGUGGAUGUCAAUGAGGAGGGAACUGAGGCUGCUGCUGCCACUGCUGCCUCUGUAUCAGUUCGCUCUCUUCCACCCACGUUCGUCGCAGACCACCCCUUCCUCUUCUUCAUCCGACAUAACUCGACCAACAGCAUUCUCUUUGCUGGCCGAUACUGCUCUCCGGAGUAAGCACUGCUGUGUGUGCUGCAGACAUGGAUGGAUUAUGAGACAAAGGCACCCGGGGCACAGACAUGUAAGGGGCCUCCAUCCCUCCUUCAUAAAAUCAAGAGACACAUAUUUAAAGAGACAUUUUUUGGCCACUCUGUCUCUUUUUGGUUGUUUUGUGUCUCUUUUUGGUCAUUUUGCAUUUGUUUGUGUCUCUUUGCAGAUGUUUUACAUCUCUUUUUGGUUAUUUUCUCUCCCUUUAUGAUCACUCUGUGCAUCUUUAGUCAUUUUUAUCUCUUUGUGGUUGUUUUGUGCCUCUUUGUAGUCAAUAUGCAUCUGUAAGGGGGGUGAAGGGAUCAGUGUAUUUUGAAUAAAAAGGAUUCUUUGGAUCAGGUGGAGAGCAAACUGGAUAACCAAUGUGCACAAAAAUGUACUGAUAAAUGACAAUAAAACCCAGGCUAAAAACAAUUGAGACUUACAAGAAAUUAAAAUGUCCUAAAAAGA